Coffea arabica (coffee) is the source of this 3342-nucleotide messenger RNA. NCBI's taxonomy places the organism in Eukaryota, Viridiplantae, Streptophyta, Magnoliopsida, Gentianales, Rubiaceae. The record is from RefSeq and is a predicted model, not a curated record.
AGUCCCUGCUUAAGUUUAGCAUCACCCAUACAUCAAAUGGCAUUCCAACUGGGACUCCGGCCUCCACUGGGUAAACAUUUCAAGAAUUUCAAUUCCUCAUUUUUUUCAGGUAAACCCAUUGGAAUUCGUAAGCUUCUCGCCGUUCGCCUCUGUGCUCUGGCCCCAAAAGAUGCCCAAAAGUUAGUGGUGGAAGUUAAAGAGAAGCUUGAAAAAGAAUGUAACAGUCUUCCAGCUGGAAAAAAUGGAAAAGAUGAUGAAGAGCUGAUUCUUUGGUUUUUGAAGGACAGAAGGUUUUCUGUUGAAGAGGCAGUGUCCAAAUUGACAAAAGCCAUAAGAUGGUAUCAUGAAUUUGGCGUAUCAGAACUUUCAGAAGAAUCAGUAAGAUCAGCAGCUGAAAGUGGGAAAGCCUAUGUGCAUGACUAUCUUGAUGUCAACAGCAGACCAGUACAAAUAGUAGAAGCAUCCAAGCAUUUCCCUGGGAAGCACGAUUUCCGUGAAGAUGAAAAAUUAUGUGUUUUCCUAGUUGAGAAGGCACUUAGUAAGCUUCCAGCUGGGAAAGAACAGAUACUUGUAAUAAUUGAUCUUCGAGGUUUUGGUACAGAAAAUGCAGAUCUCAGUUUGAUGUAUUCUACUACUACUAUCCAAGGAGGCUAAGCGAAGUCCUCUUCGUUGAUGCUCCUUUCAUAUUUCAGCCAAUUUGGCAGCUGGCCAAGCCCAUGUUGAAAUCAUAUGCUUCUUUGGUGAGAUUUUGCUCAGCAGAGGUGGCCAGAGAUGAGUACUUUACUGAUGAAACAGUUCCAGCCAACUUAAGGAAACGAUGAGCAUUUUGCAGACCAGGGGCUGAGAUCUUCUAAAUAUGGUGAAGAUGGUAGAAAGCUCCUCUUCUUAGAGGUCUAUGUGACAGAGUAAUAGUGGCAGCAUUCAUUACGUGCAACAGGAGAAUGAUCUGAGUCAAUCAUUUUCAGUGAUAGCAUUUAUUAACACAUAUGUACUAAAUGUGUAGAGGUGUGCCAAGAGAGUUUCUUUUUUUGUGAUGUGGCAAAAUAUUAUUGGACAAUUUGUGGUCGUCCUUGUCCGUGAGAAUUGAACGUGUUUGUGCAAAAAAAAAUUCCGAAUGGGAAUGUUAUUAUUGUAUUUUUAAAUGAAUGCUACAUGCCAUCACUUUCCUUGCAUCCGAUUGGACCCCUUUAGUAUUUCUGUUUUGGCUUUCCCAAGAUGUAUUGGGAGUUGAUUGUCAUCAUCGUAAUAAUUGUUCAGUUGACUAUAAGGGCAAUUGUAUUACAAUUUUGCCCUCCCAUCAUAUCUUUCUUACCGAUGACAACAAAUUCAUUUUGGUUUUACCGUUCUCUUCAUCCUUUUUGUGGUCAGAUCCAGAGGCAAAAUUCUAUUUACCUUUGGGUUGUAUUUGUAAAAAACACAUCCAUUACUGUUGACGGCUAUUGAAACUUGAAAGAAGCUGCCAGAUCUGACUGUAGCACUUUCUUUGUUCUGUCCAAAAACCCACCGCUGCAGCUAAAGCUAUGCAUUCUUGCCCGGAUUUUCUGCUCACACUCAUGCGUCUUCUUUGUUUUGCUCUUGUUGAUACAGAUUCGUCAGCUUUCUUCAUAUGUGGUUGCUGUAACGAGCUUUCUUUCUUCAUCAUCUUGUGUUAUAUAUUUGGAGCUUGUAUUGAUUCAGACCUCCAGUUGAUCUCAUCUCAAGCGGACUCUCAGGCAGACAGACACCCAAAAAGACUCCAACUUUCACUAAUAGCGACUAUCCGAAUGAUUGAUAUAGCAGUCAAUCUCACUGAUGGUAUGUUCAAAGGAAUAUACAACGGCAAGAAAUACCAUGUGGCAGAUAUUGUUGCAGUACUCAGCAGGGCUUGGAGCGCCGGUGUUGAUCGAAUUAUUGUAACUGGUGGAUUUCUAGAGGAAUCAAAAGAAGCUCUUGCUAUUGCUGAAACUGAUGCAAGACUUUUUUGCAUGGUUGAUGUGCACCCAACAAGAUGCAAAGAAUUUGAUGAGAGUGGGGAUCCCGAAAAGCAUUUUCAGUCUCUUCUCUCAUUGACUAAAGAGGGGGUUGAGAAAGGAAAGGUGGCUGCAAUUGGUGAAUGUGGACUGGACUAUGACAGGCUUGAUUGCUAAAAGAAUCCAAUGCCAGAUGAUUUGGGGAAGCGUAGGGGAAUCCAAUGCCAUAAACAUUGCUAAAAGAAUUGGCUUUGAUGAGAAGAUAAUUAACUGUGCCCAAGCAUGGAUAAACAAGUUGACCCCACAGAAGGUACAGAUGCAGAAAGAUUUGCUGCACCAGUGACUAAUGGAAGAAAGAAGUAGAUUAGAAAUUCAAGCAAAUAAAAGCUGCAUCUCUUCACUCGGAUAUUAUGAGCAUUUAUUAUGAGAUAAUAAAUGCAGCAGAUGACCUUGAAGGGCGUGAGACAGCUCUUGAGACCAAGGAGAGCCAACAGAUCCAACAGGAAUUGAAGGCUGUGAAGAAGGAAAUUUAAGAUAUAGUGCAUGAAUUUGAGAACCAACUUAAAAAUGCUGAUGCAGAUAAGUACAAUCUGCUGCUGAAGAAAGCAGAGUCUGCAAUUGCAUCCCUUGUUGAAGCUCAUCAGCCUACUGAUGGUCUUUCUAUUGGGAAUACGGACAGUAGGUUGUAUGUACCAGAGCCUGGUGAGCAAAUGUAUGUCAAGGGACUUGGGAAAAAGUUGGCUACUGUAAUUGAAGCACCUGGAGAUGAUGACAUGGUCCUUCUCCAACAUGGAAAAGUCUGAGUACAUGUGAAUAAACACAGUGUAGGAGCUCUUGCAAAUACUGGUAUUAGUGGUGGAACAGCUUCUAAUCAGUCAACUUUUGGGAACACACAUUAUUCAUCAACUUCUCAAUUUGGACAUAUCAUGGACAGUUGUUCUGAAAUUGGAUAUUAAUUGCGAGAGGAAACUAGUACUGCAUGUGGACAUUAGCUCUCGGCAUCAGUUAAACAGAAGACAAUGGGCAUUUUUUCUGCACAAUUGCCUAAAUGUUUUUCGUAUAUUUCAUAGCACAAUGCUCUCUAUUUGGGAAGCAAUGUGAUAAAUAGGUAUCAACAGACAACCUGCUACUGCUUUGUGGAAAGGCUUCUACAUUGCAUAGAUCAGCUGAUGCUUUUAACCAUUGACUGGAACAUAUAUUGCCCUGUAAUGUUUGUUUACCUCCAAAGCCAACAGUUAAACAUCCUUGCGUGCUUCACCUAAUUAUGAUUAGCUUGCUUUAUGUCAAUUAAUCGUUCUAUAUUGGAAAGUUAAGACACUAAAUGUGUUUCUUAUGGAACCGGAGGGACUGAAUUGGUGCAAAAUCCAACUAUUAGGUACUAAAAGUUAUUAGA